Vanrija pseudolonga is the source of this 1212-nucleotide messenger RNA. RefSeq names its product CTP-dependent diacylglycerol kinase 1 (gene ptp4). The record is from RefSeq and is a predicted model, not a curated record. Gene Ontology annotation, molecular function: ATP-dependent diacylglycerol kinase activity. The transcript is spliced from 3 exons. Gene Ontology annotation, biological process: phosphatidic acid biosynthetic process. Gene Ontology annotation, cellular component: endoplasmic reticulum membrane. NCBI's taxonomy places the organism in Eukaryota, Fungi, Basidiomycota, Tremellomycetes, Trichosporonales, Trichosporonaceae. Bases 1 to 1212 code for a protein of 403 amino acids.
AUGGCCCUCGCUGCCCUCCCCCGCCCACUGCGCGCCGCGUCCCCAUCCACAAACUACCAGCGCGCGCCGUCGCCGUCCGCAAGCCCGCGCGUGCGCGCGUCCGCCUCCCCCGCCCCGCACCACCCCGCGCGCGCCGCGCGCCGGCCGUCCAUCGACAAGGAGAACGCCCCGCCCGCAGCGAGGAUGGUGGAGCCUGCAUCGCCCAAAUCAAGCAACGGGUACUGGUCCGACUCGCGCUCGGUGCGCAGCGGGAGCGAGGACGAGGGCGGCGGCGGCGCCGACGGCGUCGCCUUCCCCCGGCGCCGGAGCGCCAAGUCGCCCCCCAUUGGCGUGGCGACGCUGCCCACCGUGCCCGACGACGCCGAGCUCAAGUCGGACGGCGAGCACUCGGUCUUUAGCGACUCGGCGCCGCCCCCAUCCCGCUCCGCUGCGGCCAUCGUGUACGACCAGAAUGGAAACCCCGUCAUCCGCCGCCGCCGCCGCUCGUCGAUCAAGACCAAGCCCCCGCCCGGGGUCACGCCGACCAAGGCCGUCGACUGGGAGAUCCCGCGCAAGACGUUCCACUCGAGCAUUGGCUUCGUCACGCUCUACCUCAAGUACCUCGACCCUCCGACGCUCGGCCCCUUGAUCAAGGUGCUCACUGCCCUGCUCGCCUUCAUCAGCGCCAACGACGCGCUGCGCCUCAACAUCCCCGCGUUCGCCGAGGCGUGGGAGGCGACCGUCGGCUUCCUCAUGCGCGAGUCGGAGCGCGACAAGAUCAACGGCACAGUGUGGUACCUCGUCGGCGUCAUCUUCGUGCUCGCGCUGUACCCGCGCGAUGUGGCCGUCGUGUCGAUCCUGACCCUCUCGUGGUCCGACACUACCGCUUCGACUAUCGGCCGCCUCUGGGGCAAGUACACGCCGCCCCUGCCGCCCCACUUCCCCGGCAUCAAGUGGCUGCCGUUUGCGCCGCGCAAGUCGCUCGCCGGCUUCCUCGCCGCCGCCGUCACUGGCUUUGGCAUCGGCGUCUUCUACCACUGGGAGAAGGGAACCUGGGCCAUCAUUGACGGUGGCGUCCUCGGCCUCAUCGCCACCGGCGUCGUCGUCGGCCUCGGCGGCGCCGUCGUCGAGGCCCUCGACCUCGGCUUUGACGACAACCUCACCCUGCCGAUUCUCAGCGGCGCCGUCGUCUGGGCCUGGCUUGCCGCCACCAACUUCAUCCUGGGCUACUAA